Messenger RNA from Polychytrium aggregatum, 2160 nucleotides. RefSeq lists its product as uncharacterized. The transcript is spliced from 2 exons. Bases 263 to 2107 code for a protein of 614 amino acids. Lineage: Eukaryota; Fungi; Chytridiomycota; Chytridiomycetes; Polychytriales. The record is from RefSeq and is a predicted model, not a curated record.
CUGCGAGCCACGGUAUCAGCGCCGGCCGCAGUUCCUUGUGCUCGGCGUGGUAUCAAAGUCCCUGGGUAUCAAAUCGGUCCAGCCGCUCCUUGUCGUUGCUGAAUCUGCCGAGUGACCAGAGGUUACGGCCAGCCCGGAAGACUCGCAUCUCGAGUGGAGCUUCGUCCAGGCCUCCUCUGCCCACCCGUUGCUCCAAACGGAUGGUUGCCAUCUCCAUCGAAACACCCGCCCUUCCCGCCGCACCUUCCGCUCUCCCAAAGCCAUGAGCCAAUCUCGACACAUCCCGUCUGUCCCCAGCGGCGUCGUGGAAAAUUAUGUCACCCACAGACGGGCGAUAGAAGUCGACAGCGACGAGAUGAAGCAGCUCACCAUCGUGCUCCUUGGCGAAAUCGACGCCGGCAAGUCGACUUUUGUCAACGCCGCCGCCAACUAUCUGGCGUACGAGGAACUCGAGCAGGCAGAGCUCGACGAGCCUCUGACGCUCGUUCCAGCGGCAUUCGGCUACUAUGACCCUGACGUCGGAGAAGUCCUCCCGGUUCGAUCGAGACAGCUUGCGCUGUACAACAGAGGCGAUGGCGCUGCCUACAAGAAUGAGAUCCAAGUGAGCGGCCAUAAAACCACCCAGAGCCCGCGAACAUACGUGCAACAGGCCCGGCUGCCGUCUGGUCAGGCCAUCCAAGUCAAGCUGAUCGACACCCCGGGGAUGGGCGACGCCCGUGGCCCACAGCAAGAUCGAGCGACAAUGUGCCAAAUCAUCAGCUAUCUCUCCAACUAUCCAAAGAUCGACUGCUUUAUGUUUCUGGUAAAGUCCAGCAACAGCCGCCCUGGGACCUGGUUCCUCCCGUGCCUCAAAGAUCUCCUCAAGCGGUUUCCCGACACCAAGGCCGCAGACAUCGCAUUCGUGUUCACCCAUGCCCGCACCACGCUUUUCCGUCCGGGAGAUACCAUGAAGAUGCUCAAGGCGCUGCUGGAUCAUAGCAGGCGCAACGGCCCAAUGGACAUAUCCAUCAGCAGCGAGAACCUCCUCAUGGUCGACAACGAAGCAUACCUCUAUCUGCUUGCUCGGGAGCAGACCCUCUUCUCUGCAAACGAUGAGGAGAACUUUGAGGCAUCAUGGGACCGCUCCUCCGAAAGCUGGUACCGGCUGCUGACUCGGCUCGCUGGCAUCCCCUGGGAUCCGCAGCUGAGACUCCCUGCCCGCAAAAAGGCCCGCCAGGCUGUCCUCAAUCUCCACAAGUCGCUCGUUGAUACGGCCCUAUCGACCGUGUCCGACGUGGGGUCGCUGAACAGCCAAAUAUCUGCCCUGGACUCAAAGCAAGUUGAUGUCGCAGAGCUGCAGAAGUCGCUCAAGAUGGUGGUUUCGCGACCUGUUCGAAGCCGGCUCCUGUUUCCAGUGAUGGUGUGCACCCAUCCAGACUGCGUUAGGAGCAUACGAAGUGGGAGCGGGGAAUGCAUCCCAACCUACGUGGCCCGAUGCCAAGAGCCCUGCUAUCUUGCAAACACCUCGGAUUCCCGUGUUGAAGACCAGAUACGAAAGUGCCCAUCGAUGCGUCGAGGAUCCUGCCGUAAAUGUCACCAUCGAUAUACCUUCCACAAGCCAUUUGACUCGGAGGUCGAGCACCGGCAGUUUGAGACCGAGGAUCCCAAGGUCCAAAGCCAAAUCGAGGCAGCAGAGUCCAGCAAUGCCGAUAUGCGGCGAAAAAUAGGCGCACUGCAAGAGGCAGUCGACGACCUUGAAUCCGAGCAGCGAGAGAUCAUGAAGACGUUGGCCUGGCUUGCGACGUUCGUGCAAAAAGGCCACGAUCGACUGCAGAACGACGUUUUCAAAGAGUCCAUCGACCGCCAUAUACGAGAUGCACAAGAAACCUUGUCUAGUCAAGCUCCUGGCUUGUAUCAUGACGGCAGCAUGCUCACUAUGCUCCUGGGCUUGAGAGAGUUCUAUGAGCAUGAAAAGUCGAUACUCUCUGAGGGCAUAUCGAACCGCUCACGAGCAAGCCUAACAGUGAAUGACAUUUUGGAUCGCAUGAAUCGGCUCUUUGCACUUGAGCGCACAGGAAGCGCAUUCAAAGCCCUGGCGCAUCAGUCUAUACUGGCAUACUCAAAGUGAAUAUGUAACUGACAUUGGCCCAAUACACGGAGCGCUAUGCCCCUGCCUCUCGA